AGCGGCUCGUCACGCCACUGAAAAAUCCGCUUGCAUCACGAGCACACUGAAAGAGAGUGGAGCGAUCUUUGUUUCCCAUGGCGACAGCGAUUGAGGAAGUUGCACCGGCCGUUGCCGGGGCGCCGGCGCCGGAGAAGGUGGACGAGGUGAAGGAGGCGGCCGCUGUGGAGACGCCGGAGAAGGUGGAGGAGGCGCCGAAACCUGCGGAGGGGGAGGGGAAGAAGGCAGAGGAAGGGGAGGAGAAGAAGGCCGAGGAGGGGGAGGCGAAGAAGGCAGAGGAGGGGAAGAAGGCGAGGAAGCCGCGGAGCAGGAAGCCCAAGUCCGCCGGGCCGCACCACCCGCCCUACUUCGAGAUGAUCAAGGCGGCGAUCCUGUCGCAGGACGGCAAGGCGGGGGCUAGCCCGUACGCGAUCGCCAAGCACAUGGGGGAGAAGCACCGGGACGUGCUCCCGGCCAACUACCGCAAGGUGCUGGCCGUGCAGCUGCGCAACUUCGCCGCCAAGGGCCGCCUCGUCAAGGUCAAGGCCUCCUUCAGGCUCGCCGAGGCCGAGGAGAAGAAGGUCGCCUCCGCCGCGAAGGCGAAGGCGGCGCCGGUGGCAGCGGCAAAGCGCAAGAGGGCGCCGGCCCCCGCCGCGCCCGCCAAGAAGAAGAAGCCGGCCGCCCCCGCGGAGGCGAGGAAGGCGCGCGCGAAGCGGGCGAGGAAGGCGGCCCCGGCGCCGGCGCAGCCGAUGCCGAAGGCGAAGCAGCAGCAGACGACCAGGUCCGUCCGCGCCGCCGUCGCCAAGAAGGCCGCCGCCAACAAGGCCAGCGCCUGAUCACCCGCCGCCGCCAGCGCUCCUUGUCGUUUUGGUCCCUGUAGGCGCGCCGCCGUGUACAGCUAGUAGUAGUAGUAGUAGUUAAGCAGUAGUGGUGGUCGUGUCCACCUGCUCGAUCAGGCGGAGCGGCGAGCGCUCUGCUCCGCCGCGUGUUGUAAAUACCGGAACCCAGUGGGGGGGUGUGUGGUGGCAAAUAAGCGCGCGCUUGUAGCUUCUGCUGAUGCUUGGAAGAAGAAGAACCCGUGUCAGUGGAGUGCUGUGCUAGUGAGUAGGAGUAUGUGACGAGGGCUUUCUUAACUGAUGAUCAUCUUUCGAGUUCAAUC
Panicum hallii is the source of this 1138-nucleotide messenger RNA. Its product is annotated as histone H1-like. Bases 78 to 815 code for a protein of 245 amino acids. The record is from RefSeq and is a predicted model, not a curated record. Gene Ontology annotation, cellular component: nucleus; nucleosome. Gene Ontology annotation, biological process: nucleosome assembly; chromosome condensation; negative regulation of DNA recombination. Gene Ontology annotation, molecular function: structural constituent of chromatin; double-stranded DNA binding; nucleosomal DNA binding. The transcript is spliced from 2 exons. Lineage: Eukaryota; Viridiplantae; Streptophyta; Magnoliopsida; Poales; Poaceae.